UCUUAAUAUUAUACCAACGUUUUUGUUUACAACACUUGAUUUGAAAAAUAAAUAUUGUUUAAAAACAUUUAUUUUAAUAAUUUAUAAAGAUAAUAAAUUAAAACUAUAAAGUUACUGAUUUAGUGAAAAUUUGAUUUUUUAAUAAAAAAAAGUAACAGGUUUUGAACAAUAUGCAACAAAAUCAAACAAAUGUGACAAUUACUUCCUUUCAUCAAAAAUCUAAUUUACAAAAUAAUAUGGGAAUAGAAAAUAUUUGCAGUGGUAAUGUCAUGCAAAAAUGUACAUUAUGGGACAAUCAAAAUUAUAAUACGACAAAAAUUAAAUUAAUUUAUAAUUGUCUAAAAGAAGAGGCGAGAAAUAACAAAGAAACAUUAACAAACGAAGCGUGUGUAAAUUUGGAAAGAAUAAUUUUAAUUAAUGAAGCUAUUAAAUGUAAAAAUUUUCCCAACAAUUCACAAGAUAUUCAAGAGCCUAUUGCCUUUCUUGGAGUACUUGAUACAAUAAAACGUGAAUUAGAUGAGAAUACGAAAUUGGCGAUAAAAUGUUUCAUUGAAGCCAAAUUAAGAGAGAGAAUAUUUAAUUUCACAUCUAGGUACAGUGAAUUGGGAGGAAGGAUAAAAGAAAUAUCAAAAAAUAGAGAAAGUGUUAUUAGUAAAGUAUAUUCUCAAAAUAAUGAAUUGGUAUUGUUAAAUUGGACAAAAAAAAUUGACGAAAUUCAUUUGACUUAUAAGAAAAAUUUACAUAAUUUCUUUGAGCUUUUAACAACGUGGGGAGAAUGUAAAAUAACAUUAAGUGAUUCUCAAUUUAAGAGUACAGAAAUGACAUUAAUUCAAGCACAACUCGCCGAGACGCAAACAAUUAUUAGCAAAUUAUCAUGUCAUUUAAGAUUAUUUUUAGAAACACCAUCAACUAUUAAAAGUUUUCGUAUUUUAAAAUCAAAUCUUGAUGUUAAAUUAAAUGAAAUUGAUGAUGAAAUACAAAGAAAAUUAGCUUUGCAAAAAGAAUAUGAAGAUCUUAAAUGUACAGAAUAUGAUGAUAUUUUAAAAAAGUAUAUCGAUAUUUGUAAUGCGAUAAAGAAACGAAGUUCUUUUCUCGAUAGAUUAUAGAAAAAUUGGUCCACUUAAUCUUGUGAUCAGUUUCUGCUGUAUCAUAUAUUUACUAAUAUUUGUCUUCACAUUUCGUCUCUUUAUUUAAGUUGUAUAUUUAUCUAUAUAAGACAAGAAAUCCUUAGGGAUGGCAUAAUAUAUAAUGGAAAAUCAAUGAUUAAGCAUGCGCAUUUGAAAAUUUAUCAGCACAACGCAGAAGGAUCUAUUACAAGUAGACGUCAUACUUCUGAGAUGACUGAGAAGAUAUGUACCAUUCCUCUUCUUGAUCUUAAAUUAAAAGUGUGCUUUUUCGGUAGUGAAAUAAAUCAUUUAAUUAUUAAAAUGAAAAGAAAAAAAAAGAGAACGGACGUUCAGUCUACACGAACAAAAAAAUGUGAAAAAUAUUCAAAAAUUGAAGAAUAACUGAUUUUCUUGUAUAAUUUAUGAAUUAAUUUCAAAUGGAACGUUAAAUAGUAAUUUUAAAUAUUAAUAAUAAAAUUAUUUUCAAUUUUUGAUUUAUUAUUAUUAUUUUUAAGAUUUUAUAAAAUAUUUUCUGAGAAAAAUUUUUUUAUUAAAUUAUAUUUUUUCUUAAUUAUAAUUUAAAAAUUAUUCAUUAAAUCGAUAUCAUUUAAAUUUUUAUUUAUUAUUAUCAGUAUUUUCUUAUUUUGUGUUAAUAAAUAAUAUUAAACUUUUCUGUCAGCAAAAAAAUGGGUAAGUAGACUAUUUUUAAUUCGGAUUUCAUUAUGAUCGACAUUCAAAUUCUACGUAAAAAUUGAAAAACAAUUUUUAUAACUGAAAUUAUUGUAAUUAAUUACUAAUAAGAAAAGGAAAAUGCACUGUUUUUAUGUUUUAGGGCAGUGAUGUCGAUAGAAUUUUUCUUAUCGGAAAUUUUUAUCUUUUUGAGAAGAUGUAUUUUUUUUAGAUACUUUAGGAAUAAAAUGAUUUCCUUUGCAUUUCGUAAUGCCCUCGUUAAUAUUGACAUCACUGUUUUAGAUUAUUAAGGAAAUAGUAAUUAUUGAUCUAAUUAUUGACUAAUUACACAUUUUCAAUAAUUAAAGAUCUAUUCCUUCCGGCACUAAAUGCCAAUUAUGGAGCUAAAAUUAAAAUGGAUGAAGACAUUCUUCACCUUUAUUUUAUUGGCAUCGAGAUCUUUUUCAUUAAUUACAGCAACAAAUAAAGAAUUUCGUGACACGUGAGUAAUUUUUACAAUUUUAAGGUUCCAAGCAAGUCAUCAAGGUAUGAAAAUUUAAUUAAAAUAACUAA
Molecule: messenger RNA, 2348 nt
Organism: Leptopilina boulardi
Lineage: Eukaryota; Metazoa; Arthropoda; Insecta; Hymenoptera; Figitidae
Exons: 4
Coding region: 171-1106 (311 amino acids)
Source: RefSeq, a predicted model, not a curated record